UUUUUUGGCCCCGCCCUACCCGGAAACACAAAGAAAACCGAAACUCUUGAGACAGAAAAGCUAUACGUGGCCAUUUUAUUGGAUUUCCACUCUUGCAAAAACGUAAGACAAGUGAGAAGAGGGAAGAAGGGGAAAUCCAUUUAGUCCUGAUUGGAUGAGUGUCGCAGGAUGGAGGUGGGCAGUUUUCUGGAGGAUUGCCUCAGGGCAGCAGCAGCUCGUCAGUCCCCUGAUGUGUCUGCAGAACUGAAACUGAACUACUGUUGUUGCAGAGACUCGCUGUGUGCAGAACUGGCCUCUCUGCUGCAGGAAGCUGUGGACAUGAAGUGGCCAUUUGUGCCGGAGAAGUGGCAGUACAAGAAAUCAGUCAGUCCCAACGACAAGACUAACCUCAGUGACCUCAUCAACAAGCACCUGCACCAACUACUGGUUCUUCUGGAGGCGUCCAUCAGAGCUCAGGAAACACAGUCCGCACUGGCAGUGGUCUUCUUAGUGGAUCGCUUCGUCUACUGGACCGAUGAAUCCAGCCGGCUGCUGAAGAUCGCCAAGCUGCUCCACCGACGGCACCCUGCCACUCCCAUAGCCCCUCAGCUGGUCAUCCGGCAGGCCCGGGUCUAUCUAAACUCAGGCAAGCUUCAGAAGGCCGAAUACAUCCUGAGCAGCUUAAUUAACAAUAGUGGAACAACAGGUUGUUGGAGCUACCAGUCUGACAGUGACAGGGCUCUAGUGCAGGCUGUUAGUGUUCAAGUACGUGGAACGAUUUUGCAAAAGUUGGGCCUGUGGCUUCAGGCAGCAGAACUGAUUUGGGCUUCUCUGGUUGGCUUUUAUGCACUUCCUCAACCUGAUAAAAAGGGAAUUGGAACCUCACUGGGAUUACUUGCCAACAUAUUAGUGUCCAUGAACGAUGAAGACUUCCGUGUUUUUAGAACUAAUCCAGAUAUUGACUUUCAGUCUUUACUUGGGAAUGAAAGAGAUCGUCUUCUUUCUGCCGCCCAUGCAGCUAAGAUGUCUGUGAUGUACAGUCAGUACACUCCACUGUAUGUGCUGACCAACGUGACAACUCAGGGAACCUGCCUGCUUUCGUACAGUUUUUCAUUAGAGUGCCCUCCUCCCCAAAGGGUGUCCUUCCUCCAACAGGCUAGAGAGGCCUUUGCAAUCGGCCUUCUCACCAAAACAGACAGUGAUGUGGUCACCAGUCAGCAGGAACUUCUCACCUUCCUCAAGGCGGCCUAUUCUAUCACGGUCACUCACAAAUGGCUCAGCACCCCUCAGGAGGUCGUUACUAAGGCAGCUCAAGCUUGUCAACAAGCCUUAGCUAACUUCUAUGGUUACUCCCGUGCCAAUACUCAGGACAAAGAAAACCUCUGUGCUGAAAUCAUGCGUUUGAUUGGACGAGUCAAGGUUCUGCUGGGUGUGAACCCAUUUCCUAAUUCAGAUAAGGGAUCUUUCAUUCCAGACAGCUACAGAAAUGUCAAAGACUCCACUGUAAACUUCACCCUGGAGGCGUUCUCAAAGAUAAUGAAGAGAUUUCAAAAGUAUCAUGCGUCUUUAUGUGAGACUACCACCAGACGUUGUAAGAGGACUAAAGAUGAGACCGAUGGGGCGAAGCUGUGUUUGACGGCUCUGGGGACAACCGCCGAAACGCUCCUUGUAGAAUAUAGAGCUGAAGUAGAUCAACCUCAACAAAAAGGCUCAGACCCAUCCAGUGGACAUCUGCCCUCUGACUUUGACAAGUGUUCCACCACUGAAAGCUCAGACCAGCUGGGCUCUUCAUGGCAGAGACUGUCUCUGAGUUCUUCUUGGCCCUCUGGACAUGGAGAAAACUUGAGUAGCCAGAGCUGCAUUACCACUGAGUGUGACGACGUCAAAUCAGCCGAUAAAAAAGAGAAAGAAAGCCCACAUAACUCGGGCUCUGGUAUCACUUCUCUCGCUGGUCCAAGGACUGUAGCAUCCUCCAGUUUCUCUUCUAAAGAUCCUAAUGAUUUAGAAAAGUCUGAAUUAAAACAAGCUGAAAUAGAGACAAUGGAUACUGAGGAGGACUGGAUGGCUGAUGUUGCACAGAAACAAGAAGAUGGAGUUUUGCAUUCACUUUCCCAACUGACUCUCAAAACAUCCUCCAGUUCUCUCGGUGACAGUUUCAGUUCCCAGUCAUCAUGGGAAAAGAUCUCAGCCGGUGAGAACUCUCCCACACGUGGAAAAACACAGCCAGGUCAUCAGUUAAAACCUGGAAUGGGCCAAAUCAACAAGUCUCUAGAUUCAAACGAGAGCUUCUUUAUCUUGGAAACAGUUGAUUAUGAACCCAGCCCCCCAGAUGUCGAUGCCACAAAGAAUCAUCAGUGGAAAGUUAGUGCCUCAUCUGAACCACAACCUUUGAUGAGCUGCAAUAUUUACUCAAACAUGGAGACUGAAGUUGAUCCCGAACCUGUAAAACCUGCAACCAUCAACUCUUCAGUAGCACAUUACAACUUGUCUCAGCUUGUCCCGGACCAGAAUGCAGUUACAGAAACCUCUGACAAUUCAUUUGAGAUGCUGGAGAUGGAUCAAAAUAGUCACCACCUUAAUGAACUGACAUCUAUAGAAAUUAUACCUCAGAGCAGGAACCCUCUGUGCUUCAGCUGCCUAAACCACAAAACAGCAGCUGCCGUCACUCCUGUCAAACAGUUUGAGUUGUCCAAGCAGGAUUACCAAACUCUACUGGCCGGAGUUUGUCAUGAAUGCCUUCUGACAAAGUUGUACAGCGACACAACUCAGUUUAAACUCAACAGAAACAAUGCUGCCUACAAUGCCCUUCAUUUAAAGUUCUCCAAGGGCACAGGUCUCUGGAGAGCCAAGGAGACAUGUGUUUACAUCGGGGAGCCAAUGGGGAUGAAGGGCAAUGAGAGAGAAGCAAUAUUGGUCCAGUUUUUGCACCAGGAGGAGAGGUUAAGCAGUUAUGUGGGGAAAGAUUACUUGAAGCCAAAGGGAGUUCAGUUCCACCUGAAAGAUGUGGAGAGACAGAUGACAGCCCAGUACUAUGUGACGGAAUUUAACAAGAGUCUCUACGAUAAAGAAGUCAUGGCUCAGAUCUUUUUCAUUCCCUCAGAAGCACUUCUGAUUUUAAACGAUGAUGAGAUAGUGGGUUGCCUGACAGUGGAGCCGUACAUGCUCGGAGACUUCGUCAAACUGACCAACAAUACCCACAAAAAGAAUAAGACUUACCAGGCUACAGAAUAUGGUCUUGCCUUUGGACACUUCACCUACUUGUUCUCUAAGGGUCAGGAAGUUGUUGUAGACUUGCAAGGAUGGGUGACAGCCAAUGGGAAAGGUCUGACCUACCUCACUGACCCACAAAUCCACUCCACCAGGACCCCCAAAGGUCCAGGUAACUUCGCUGACAGAGGGCUCAGAUUGUUCUUGGAGGAGCAACACGGACCAGAGUGCAAUGAGAUUUGCCAGCUGCUCAAACUACCUCCGGUCGCCAGACAACCAUGUUCUUCUUCAGACAUGUUGAAAAAACAUAAAUAGUGAGAAUAUGUGUCCAGCUAAGAUGAUAAAAUCACUGUGAUUAAACUUUACUGAUACGUUCAGUUUUGGGGAAAUAAGGGGCAAAAAAUACGGUAUUUGUAUGACGUUAGUGCAAGUUUCUGACUUGGCAGGUUCACAUGAUUGAGUAUGUGACAGUAUUCUGCCUUUUUUAUUGUUUGUUAUUCUGAAUGUAUUAGAUACACUAUUACAGGAACCUUAAGGGUCAUUUUAAUCCUCAGAUGCGGGUCAAGAUGACCUGUGUCAAAGUUUAAAAAUAGUCAUGAAUGUAAAAAUAGUUAUAAGUAUUUUUCAGUAUGAAACUUUUUCUGUUUGUUUUAACAAAUAUAAUCAACAUACAAACUGAAAAUGGUUCAUUUAACAUAUUUUCAACC
Austrofundulus limnaeus is the source of this 3893-nucleotide messenger RNA. RefSeq names its product alpha-kinase 1 (gene alpk1). Gene Ontology annotation, molecular function: monosaccharide binding; ATP binding; protein serine/threonine kinase activity. The coding region runs from base 169 to 3501 and encodes 1110 amino acids. Gene Ontology annotation, cellular component: cilium. Gene Ontology annotation, biological process: cytoplasmic pattern recognition receptor signaling pathway; innate immune response; protein phosphorylation. NCBI's taxonomy places the organism in Eukaryota, Metazoa, Chordata, Actinopteri, Cyprinodontiformes, Rivulidae. The transcript is spliced from 14 exons. The record is from RefSeq and is a predicted model, not a curated record.